Molecule: messenger RNA, 1479 nt
Organism: Ficedula albicollis (Collared flycatcher)
Lineage: Eukaryota; Metazoa; Chordata; Aves; Passeriformes; Muscicapidae
Gene: OVOL2
Product: ovo like zinc finger 2
Exons: 4
Coding region: 48-839 (263 amino acids)
Biological process (GO): regulation of transcription by RNA polymerase II; epidermal cell differentiation
Cellular component (GO): nucleus
Molecular function (GO): RNA polymerase II cis-regulatory region sequence-specific DNA binding; DNA-binding transcription factor activity, RNA polymerase II-specific
Source: RefSeq, a predicted model, not a curated record
GGCACGGCCGCUCCGCUCCGUGCCCAGCCGCGUUCCCUGCCCUCGCCAUGCCCAGAGCCUUCCUGGUGAAGCGCCGCAGCCCUCAGCCGGCGGUGCGCAGCUGGGAUGAGCUGCCCGACGAGGAGAGAGCCGACGACCCCGUUGCAGGCGGGAUCGGCUGCGUGCUGCUGGGCUAUGAAGACAGCUGCAGCCUGGAGAGCAGCGGCAGCAGCGGGAUCCGGGACGCCGAGCCCAGAGACCCCCCGACGCCCCAGCCUGCCUGCGGCGAGCCGGGCACGGGCGAGGGGAUGCUGCUGGACCUGGCCGUCAAGCGCCCCAUGGUCAGGUCAAAAAUCAAGUUCACCACUGGCACCUGCAGUGAUACUGCCCUGCAUAGCUGCGAGCUGUGUGGCAAAGGCUUUCGCCUGCAGAGGAUGCUCAACCGUCACAUCAAGUGCCACAGCCAGGUGAAGAGACACUUGUGCACCUUCUGUGGAAAAGGAUUCAAUGACACCUUUGAUCUGAAAAGGCAUGUCCGGACCCAUACUGGCAUCCGUCCUUACAAGUGCGAGGUAUGCAACAAGGCCUUCACGCAGCGCUGCUCGCUGGAGUCGCACCUGAAGAAAAUCCAUGGUGUGCAGCAGCAGUACGCCUAUAAGCAGAGGAGGGACAAGCUGUAUGUGUGCGAGGACUGCGGCUACACAGGCCCCACGCAGGAGGACCUAUACCUGCACAUCAGCGGCGUCCACCCCGGCAGUGCCUUCCUGAAGAAAACCUCUAAAAAACUGGCAGCUGUCCUGCAAACCAAACUGAGCCCUGUCCUGCAGAGGAACUCCAAAGAGGACGGCAAGGACGAGUGACAUGGGCUCACAGCGCUCCGCAGCAAUGAAGUUUACAUGUAGGACUAUAUAUAUUAUUUUUUUAAGAACAAUUUUGAAAGAAACACCUGAAAUUAAAGGGAUGGUUUUGUUAACGGGACUCUCUUGAUGUUGGUAAAACCUCAGCUUGACAGAAAUAUUCCCAUUUGUGAUGGAAACAUCAGACUUUUUUUUUUUUUUUAUCUGGCCAAUAAAAAUGGAAUGCUUGCAAAGGCUGUCACCUCUUGGAUGGAGUAUUUACUGAACUGACAUUUGGGGAACCUGUUUUCUGUUUCAGCUCUACCACGGGUCUGAACACCCGACAAAUCAGUUCGCCUUUCCCCAGUGUAUUUUGUAAAGUUAAUAACUGUUACCUCCCAUGUGAAUUACUUAUGAGAAGUUUGGGUAAAAAGUGUUGGAUCAGAGUGCUACUGGUACAUGGUUCUAUGCAACAUUAAUUAAAGUGCCUUAAGAACAGGAGUGCAUUGUAUCAGCAAAUGAGUUGAAAUGUGCAAAUACCCUUAGCUCUGUUCCCUGUGCAGUCUGCCAACAGUUUAUGAAAGUGUGAUCCAAGGUGAGUUGAAACUCUUCCCAAAAGAUGCAGAAUAUUUUCUUCCCAAAGUUCCUCUACUAGCAAAUUACA